This is a messenger RNA of Nymphaea colorata (pocket water lily), 2357 nucleotides long. Its product is annotated as tryptophan aminotransferase-related protein 3-like. The record is from RefSeq and is a predicted model, not a curated record. The transcript has 5 exons. Lineage: Eukaryota; Viridiplantae; Streptophyta; Magnoliopsida; Nymphaeales; Nymphaeaceae. Bases 15 to 1433 code for a protein of 472 amino acids. Gene Ontology annotation, molecular function: carbon-sulfur lyase activity; transaminase activity. Gene Ontology annotation, biological process: amino acid metabolic process.
UUGACAAGACAUUAAUGAACAAAGGGCUGGGAGAUAUGGCUGCCGAAGGAGGAAGAGAGCAUCCCUCGCUACUCCUCUGCUCCCUCUCUCUCAACCUCAUUCUCGCCUCUCUCUUUCUUCGUGCCUCUCCAUUCUUCCGCCGUGAUGACGAGCUUACGUGGAGCCGAGAGGCUGCGGCGGAGGCUGAAGCCGCCGCUAUGGUCUCUUGCUCCGGUCAUGGCCGUGCCUUCCUGGACGGAGAUCUCUCGGAGGACGGCUCCCUCGUCUGUGACUGCAAUUCAUGCUACGCUGGAGCCGAUUGCUCGGAAUUCUUGCCUGAUUGCGCCGCAGAGGUCAACAGUGGCGAUCCACUAUUCUUGGAGCCAUUUUGGAUGAAAAAGCGAGGCAGUAGUGCCAUAAUGUUAACAGGUUGGCACCGGAUGAGCUACAGCUUCGGCCAUGGGUCUCGGAAAUCUGCCAGACUAGAAAGAGCUAUCAGGGAACUCCACAAGGUGGUAGGAAAUGCAGUCACUGAUGGUAGGUUCAUAGUGUUUGGACAUGGUUCCACCCAACUCUUUACUGCAGCAGUUCAUGCCCUCUCAUGCCCUCCUCCUUCUCAUGCUUCUCCUGCCAAAGUGGUGUCUGCCGUUCCCUACUAUGGGGCUUAUCAACUGCAAACAGAUCUUUUCAAGUCUGGUGAAUUUGAGUGGCAAGGAGAUGCAUAUUCAUGGAAGAUCAACCGGUCUAGUGUGCCAAACACAAGGUUUGUGGAGUUUGUGACCUCGCCAAACAAUCCAGAUGGCCAACUUAACCGAGCAGUUCUGAAGGGCCCCAACACCACCACGAUCCAUGACCAUGCUUACUAUUGGCCACAUUUCACGGCUAUCAGUGAGCCUGCAGAUGAUGAUGUGAUGCUUUUCACCAUGUCCAAGCUCACAGGCCAUGCUGGUAGCAGACUUGGGUGGGCAAUAGUAAAGGACAAAGGUGUGUUUCAGAGAAUGAUGGACUAUGUCGACUUGAACACCCUGUCUGUUUCUCAUGACUCCCAGCUCAGAGCACUCAAGCUUCUGAACGUAGCCCUGGAGAAGAAUGGAUCAGAAAUAUUUCGGUUCGGAUAUGAAAACAUGAGGUCCAGGUGGCUCAGACUUGAACGUAUCGUCUCGCACUCAGAGCGGUUCUCGCUGCAAAGACUAUCUCCGCUCUACUGCAACUACUUCCAAAGAGUGUCGGGGCCUUCUCCAGCUUAUGCAUGGGUGAGAUGCGAGAGGGAGGAGGACAGAGACUGUGCGAAGGUGAUGGCAGAGGCGGGCAUAAUUGGAAGGGCAGGGAUCGUCUUUGGUGCCGAUCCUCGCUACGUGAGGCUCAGCCUUCUCAGGGCUCAAGAUAACUUCGACUUGUUGGAACACAAGCUGCAAGCCCUCGUCGCGCAAGAAGAAUACGUCAACACCAUUUAGUUGCGUUUCCUCUACAACCGUCAUUGAAGAGAAAUGGGUGCUUCCAUUUUCCACGUACAAAGCAUAUCCCAAACAAACACUCUCUAUUUCUUUCAUUAAUUAAUAGGUAGUGCGAUGGGUGGUGUGUUAUAGUUAGGUCCUUAGUGCAUUUCUUGGUGAGUGGUGUGUUAUAGCCACAUCCUCUCAUACCAGUGGAGGUUUGAUUAGAUGUUUGAUUGCUUUUUCAUAAUUUAAUUAGUACUUGAUAUGAAGCACAUGUACAAAGUAAAUUGUGGUAAACUAGGCCAUGGAUUAUAAGAAGCUCAAAUGCUAGAGAUUGAGUUGUAAAUUGAAAAUGUGAUUUGUUUAUUCAAUAAUACAAAAUAAAUUAAACAUCCCGGGACAUCCUUGUUCUACUCUAUGAAGCCAUUAGUAUUUAUUUGGACAAGACUAAUCAACAAGAGAGAGAGAGAGAGAGAUGUCUGCUGAUCCAGGGAGAGUGCAUCCCUCUCUACUUCUCUGCUCACUCUCUCUCAACCUCAUUCUCGCCUCUCUUUCUUCAUGCCUCUCUCUUUCUCCCCCCUGAUGCGGAGCUAACGUGGAGCCGAGAGGCUGCGGCGGAGGCGGAAGCCGCCGCUACAGUUUCUUGCUCUGGCCAUGGCCACGCCUUCCUGGACAGUGAUAUCUCGGAGGACGGCUCGCUCGUCUGUGACUGCAAUUCAUGCUAUGCUGGCGCCGAUUGCUCGGUAUUCUUGCCCGAUUGCCCCGCAGACGCCAACGGGUAACCGUUUUCUCUGUCCUUUCUUCUCUUAUUUUCCUGUAAUUUCUUCUCCUGCUGCUCCGAUGAUUCCAAAAAUAAGUCGGACAGAAUUUUGGACGGGGAAGAUGAAGCUACGUCCAAAUGGAAAAACAUAUUUAAUGAAACAAGGUACUUUUUAUCUCUUC